AUGAAUGUCAACAAGAAACUCGACCGCUUCAAGCAAUGGGCGGGCGAACGCAUGGGUGGGGAGGUCAAGACCAACGUGUCGGACGACUUCAAAGCCCUGGAGGUCGAGAUGGGUUUGAGACAAGAAGGUCUUGAAAAGAUGCAGAGGUCCAUGACUGCCUACGUCAAAGCCAUCUCCAAGCGAUCCGAGAUGGAAGGCAAGGAGAAGACACUACCCAUCGCCUAUAUGGGAGGCACCAUGAUUUCUCAUGGAGAUGAUUUUGAGCCUGAUUCUGAGUUCGGACAAUGCCUUAAUAUGUUUGGCCGGACGCAGGAGAGAUUGGCUCGAGCUCAGGAGGCGUAUAUUGCCAGUGCCACCUCCAGCUGGUUGGAGUCCCUCGAACGAUCUCUGGUGCAAAUGAAAGAAUACCAAGCGGCGAGGAAGAGGCUCGAGACGAGGCGGCUCGCAUACGACACAUCGCUCGCAAAGAUGCAGAAGGCCAAAAAGGAAGACUUCCGGGUUGAAGAAGAACUACGCAACCAAAAGGCCAAAUACGAAGAGUCCGCCGACGAUGUCUAUAGGAGAAUGGAGGAUAUCCGUGAUGCGGACCCGGAGAGUGUUGCAGAUCUUGGUGCCUUCCUGGACGCCGAACUCGAAUACCAUGACAAGUGCAGAGAAGCGCUCUUGCAGUUGAAAGCCGAAUGGCCGGCCAGAUCACAGCCACAAUAUCGAGGAGGCCGACCUACUCCACGUUCAAGAUCAAACACCGUUCGUUCUUAUACGCAGCAUAUUGAGCCCGUGGAGGAAACACCAGCGGUCGAAGUCCGGCCAGCAAUCCGGUCCAGUCGCACACAGCCCGCUCGGUAUGCGGAAAAUUCAAUGGCUGACUACUCUCCUGGUGUAUCUCCCCGACCAAACUUUGCCAGGUCGAGCACAAUAGACAGCCCAGCAUAUUCGAGCAGAGAGUUGUCUCCUGGGACCAGACCUCUGAUGGCUCGAGUACCUAGCGAUUCUCUGAUGAUUCGUACGGCUCGAUCGCAACUCCGCAACGUUGAGGAGCAUGAUGUCUUCGCCGACGACUCUGCAUCAUACACUAACAGCAGUCCUGACCAUGGUUACGCCGAACAGUCUGUCUCUCCAGCGACUUCACAAGGAAGCAAUUCCUUUCCACCGUCAACGGGGAGAAAGAGUUCUGCACCACCCCCGCCGCCCCCCUCGCGUGCUAAAAAGCCACCUCCACCUCCAGUCCCGGCAAAGAGAACCGUCCUUACCUGA
This is a messenger RNA of Exophiala dermatitidis NIH/UT8656, 1254 nucleotides long. RefSeq names its product endophilin-A. NCBI's taxonomy places the organism in Eukaryota, Fungi, Ascomycota, Eurotiomycetes, Chaetothyriales, Herpotrichiellaceae. Gene Ontology annotation, molecular function: protein binding. Gene Ontology annotation, cellular component: cytoplasm. The record is from RefSeq and is a predicted model, not a curated record. Bases 1 to 1254 code for a protein of 417 amino acids. The transcript is spliced from 4 exons.